Saccharomycodes ludwigii is the source of this 2847-nucleotide messenger RNA. It is a transcript of the gene TPS2, whose product is annotated as trehalose-phosphatase TPS2. Gene Ontology annotation, molecular function: catalytic activity. Lineage: Eukaryota; Fungi; Ascomycota; Saccharomycetes; Saccharomycodales; Saccharomycodaceae. Gene Ontology annotation, biological process: trehalose biosynthetic process; fungal-type cell wall organization; cellular response to heat. Bases 1 to 2847 code for a protein of 948 amino acids. Gene Ontology annotation, cellular component: alpha,alpha-trehalose-phosphate synthase complex (UDP-forming); cytosol. The transcript has a single exon. The record is from RefSeq and is a predicted model, not a curated record.
AUGACUGGUGAUACUUCUAAAGAAAAAAAAUUUACAGGCAGAAUUAUAAACUGUGUUACUAGAUUACCCUACAAAAUCACAAAAGUCUUCGAUCACUCAACUAAAAAUGCUGUUAAUUGGAAAAUUGAACAUGUAACCGGCAACUCGGCUUUGCAUUCUUCCUUGAGCUAUAUUCAAGAAAACACUGAUUAUGAAGAGAUAAUUGUUGGUUGGACAGGUGAAAUUUCCACCGAAGAACAAAAUCCAUUUGUCAUAAAUACCAAUACCUCCAACACUACCGUCAACAACAAGGAAAACGAAAGCCCUGAGCACGGCGCCAAUCUUUCUAAUCAGAAAGCCGUCAAGGAUGAUGCCGCUACUUCAUCCAAUGAUACCAAUAGAACCGUUAACGAGGAAGAACAAGAUCUAAACGAAGCUCUAAAAUUAAGCGCUACAGGAGACAUUAAUCUUUUGGCAAAUAAAGAUGACCCAUUAUAUUUGACCCAAGAAGAUAAGGAUUAUUUGACUGCUGAAAUCAACUGUAAAUAUUCAAGUAGUGGUGACAAUGAUAAGAAAAAGUCUAAGAAUACGAUCCAUCCUGUUUGGUUAUUACGUAGGGACCAAGAGCGCUGGCGUCAAUAUGCUGAUAAUAUUUUGUGGAGUGACUUUCACUAUAUAUUAUCGCCCAUUCAGGACUCGUCCUCAGAAAAGCCUUGGUGGUUUGACUAUGUGAAAUUUAACGAAGCUUAUGCCAUGAAGAUCUGCCAGCUUUAUAGACCGGGCGAUAUUAUCUUGAUUCAUGAUUAUUAUUUGAUGUUAUUGCCUCAAAUUUUAAGAAUGAGGUUGGGGACAGGUGACGUGAAACAGAAGCAUGUUAGUAUUGGCUAUUUCCAUCAUGUUACUUUCCCAAGUUAUGAGUACUUCCGUUGCUUACCUUAUAGAAAACAAUUAUUAGAUGGUGUUUUAGGUGCAGAUGUCUUAUUUUUCCAGAAUAGCGGGUUUGCCAGACAUUUUGGCAGUUGUUGUAAGAGGUUGUUGGAUGCUACAAUCACUAAAAAAGCCGAUAAUAAGGAUGACUAUAACAUUAGCGCCUAUGGUGCAGAUAUUUUGGUCAAGACUAUGCCAAUUGGUAUUGAUAAAAGUACCCUUAUUAAAGACUCCUUUAACGAAAAUAUAGAUAGCAAAGUUGAAACCAUUAGAUCUGCCUAUGCUGAUAAGAAAAUUAUUUUUGGGAGGGAUAGAUUGGACAAUGUCAGAGGUGUUGUUCAAAAGCUACAAGCUUUUGAUACUUUUUUGGAAAUGUAUCCCGAAUGGAGGGACAAAGUGGUUUUAAUACAGGUUAGCAGUCCUAGCCCAAUGAAUGACAUUAAAGUGGAAAAGCAAGCCAAUGAACUCUGUUCUUUAAUUAAUGCCAAGUAUGGUAAUCUAAAUUUCAGUCCAGUGCAACACUAUCAUAUGAGAAUUCCCAAGAGCGUUUAUAUAUCACUUUUGAGAGCAGCAGAUUUGUGCGUUGUGGCUAGCAUUAGAGAUAGCAUUAAUACUACUGCGUUGGAGUUUGUUACUUUACAAGGACACGAGGCAGAAAAAUACGGUCAUUCUUCAUCGUUAAUUUUAAGUGAAUUUUCGGGAACUUCCUCCAUCUUGAAGGAUUCGAUUAUUAUCAAUCCGUGGGACAGCGUGGCUGUUGCAAAGUCUAUAAAUGAGGCCUUAAGCACACCAAACGAAAACAGCACUGCAAUUAAUUUAAUGCAUGAAGUCCCUGAAGUUGGUGCUUGGACAGAAGGAUUAAUUUCUACAUUGGCGCAAUUCCAGAAUUUGAAGACUUCGAUUACGCCCGCUCUUAAUAGACCAUUGUUAUUACAAAAUUAUCGCCAAGCCAAGAGAAGGAUGUUUUUAUUUGAUUAUGACGGUACGUUGACACCAAUUGUUCAGGAUCCAGCUGCAGCAAUUCCCACCGUUAAGUUGUAUAAUUUAUUAACCAAGUUGGCUGACGACCCAUUGAAUGAGAUUUGGAUCAUCAGUGGGAGAGACCAAGCUUUUUUGAAUAAAUGGUUUGGUUCUAAAGUACCGCAAUUGGGGCUAUCUGCAGAGCACGGUUGUUUUAUGAAAGGUGCUAAUAGUACCGAAUGGUGUAAUUUGGCUGCUAAAUAUGAUAUGUCGUGGCAGAUUAGGUGCAAUGAAAUCAUGGAAAAUUUUACUUCGAAAACACCUGGUUCCUUUGUGGAGAGGAAGAAGGUUGCCUUAACCUGGCAUUACAGAAGAUGUGUUCCCGAGUUGGGUGAGUUCAAUGCGAGAGAUUUGAAAAAUACUUUGGAAAAAGAGUUUUCCAAGACUGGUUUAGAAGUUAUGGAGGGUAAAAUGAACGUUGAGGUUAGACCUAAAUUUGUCAACAAGGGUGAGAUUGUUAAGAGAUUGGUGUUGACACCUAUUAGCAAGAAGGAGGAUGUUUUGGAACCAUCUUUGGAAGUCAGCAUUGAGGAUUCGGUUAAGUUUAAACGGGAUGAGUUACCAGAUUUUGUUCUCUGUUUGGGUGAUGACUUUACCGAUGAGGAUAUGUUUAGGCAGCUAAACACCAUUGAGUCUGAAUGGAGCAAGAUCUCUACCUUUAAGAAAAACAGGUGGGGCAACUAUGGGUUUUAUCCUGUGACUGUUGGGAGUGCCGCUAAGAAAACUAUUGCCAAGGCACAUUUAACUGACCCUAAACAAGUCCUGGAUACACUGGGCUUAUUGGUUGGGGCUGUUUCAUUGUUUGAAAGUGCUGGUUCUGUUGACUUGGAUGACAGAGGUCACGCCAAAGACAGUGAUAGUAGUAAACAGUCUAAGUUAAACUCUGAGAGUUAUUAUCAAAAAAUACUGGAUAGCAGAUAA